This is a messenger RNA of Ascochyta rabiei, 6519 nucleotides long. Its product is annotated as autophagy- protein 2. Lineage: Eukaryota; Fungi; Ascomycota; Dothideomycetes; Pleosporales; Didymellaceae. The coding region runs from base 1 to 6519 and encodes 2172 amino acids. Gene Ontology annotation, molecular function: phosphatidylinositol-3-phosphate binding. Gene Ontology annotation, cellular component: phagophore assembly site; extrinsic component of membrane. Gene Ontology annotation, biological process: reticulophagy; piecemeal microautophagy of the nucleus; autophagy of mitochondrion. The record is from RefSeq and is a predicted model, not a curated record. The transcript is spliced from 4 exons.
AUGGCCUUCUUCUCGGCAGUGUCGAGCUCCAUCGGCAAGAAGCUCCUUCUAUAUGGGCUCCGCCACAUCGACAUUCUCGACAAGGAUCCCGCCGAGUUUGUGAGCGUCGACGUUGGCAAGAGGACCACGCUCGAGGUUAAGGAUGUUGGACUGCACGUCAAGAAACUCAUAGCCCUGUUGCACCUCAAGCUUCCACCUGAGAUUGUCCUGUCAGCAGCCAAAGCAUCUCUCCUCCGCGUCACCUUUGUCCUCGAGUUCGGCGUCCCACAAAUAUCGAUAGAGGUUGAUGGUAUACAGAUGAAGGCCAGUCUGGUCGCGGAUGUCGAAGAUGCCGCAGCUGAGCAGGCCAGCGAGCGUUCGUUACCUCGAACGCGGUCGUUUCCCCCUCAACACGACCCGAACAAUUCGUUUUUGGAUGCGGAAGAACACGUGCCGACCGUAGACGAGCUCGCGAAGUCUUUCAUCCAGGAAGAACCUGCUGAAGAAAUACGUGAGCUCGCACACGAACUGGAAUCCCAACCGAGCUACCUUCAAGAGUCUAUAGCUGCAAGCGAUGACGGUGAAGAAGAGAGUACAGCCGGUGUAGGCGCGCCGCUUGCGCUUCCAGCCUACUUGCGAAAUGUCCUGAACACCGCGCUUGAUCGACUGAGUAUUGUGGUCAAUGACAUCGAUGUCGAAGUUGAAGAUCAGACAUUAGCCGAGCCGUCGGUACCUUCUAAAAGCAGCGAAGCAUCCCUACGCUCCCUAAAUUUCCACAUAGAACGCGUAGGCAUCGAUUCUAUAACGUCUGAAGAACCUGAUAUCAAAAUCGGCUCAGCCUCGACGCCACAGGCUACUUAUUCCAAACUUGGGAAGCGGCGAUUGCGUAUCGAAAACAUAUGCGCCAGGCUCGUAUCAGAUGUUGACGGUUUGGUUUCCACGUCGCAGAACUCGCAACCAUCAUCACCCAAGGCCUCGCACCACUCUGAGGCCUCGACCGGGCAAAAUUCGUACCAUGAGCAGUCUACAAGUCCGAUACUCGUGCACAGUGACCCGGGAACAUUGUCGCUCCAUGAUAAGCAAGCUUUCCCUGUAAUUUUGCAGGGACCUACUACGGCAUCCGUGGAUUCCUUGAUUGAACAGCCGAGAAGCAAUGCUAGUACACCGGUUGCUGAAUCUCUUACCGAAGACUCUCCUCUUGUAGCUUCUGUAGCGACAGUAGAUGAUGAUCGGUUUGCCGAUGCUUCAUCCGAUGAUGGGUUAAACGAAGGUAGUCAAGAGGGUGAAUCAAGUCAAUCUCCACACGAUCCUCCUUCACAAGAGCUGAGUGGGAGCAGUAUCUUGUACGAUGAUGAAGGAAUAUUGGGUUAUGCUAUACAACACGACAUGCUCAAUUCGAGGUUCGAUGACGAUCCGGAGGCCGACAUAUACGAUGAUGAAGAACGCUUAGCUGAACUUCAUGAAUCUACUUCAAAUAGAGGUUUUGAGGCUUCCCCACCAGCGAACGAAGCUUCUACGCCUGCUUUACCGACUGUAUCUGGGCUGGGGGUGUCCUUCACACGACUAGAGACCACAAACUCGCCAUCACAUUCUCUAGAGCAUGGUUCGCUCCGGCGCUCCGGCGACAGCCUGGAGCUGCCUAGUCAGUCGUUUGUGGAAGAGCAUAAGAGCUGUAGCAGCAGCGUGCACUCGUCCGCACCUGACCUGGAGAAUGUUGACGAUCUCUCGGAGUCAACCCUCUCCUCUCCCGGCGCAUCUGAGAGUAUGUAUAUGAGCGCUGUAAGCGCAACACCGGUAACAUAUUCACAACGACACAUUCCAGGGGGCUGGGACUCAUUAUCCGCGUCAAGUCGUGAUACUGGAUCAGAUAGGUCAGGAUCCAUUCCUGAAGAGAUGAUUUCAGGCAGUAUCUUACAGCCACUUCCUGACGUGGAUGACGGCUGCGAGACUCCAAGGCCCGGUAGUCGCCAGAGCACAACUGCGACCACUCCGCAUUCGAACACAACCCAAACAUCAAGGUUUGACAUCAGCACUGCCGACACUCAAGCGAAGGUCUUCUUGAUGAUUGAUGAAAUCACCGUUUGGUUCCCAUUAGGACUUGACAAGGGACAAGCAUCAGACUCAGGUACAAGUGCUAGAUCAGCCCUUGAUGCUUCGAGCGUAGACUUUACCCCAACAAAUCUAGGAGAGGACUCAAUCUUUGCUGAGAUGCCUGGAUCGUUUUCGAACUAUGCGCACUCCACAUCGACCCGCCGCACAGGUUCGAUGGCAGAAACGUUGCGAAGGCCUCAAUCCAAGCCCAAACCUAUUCACUCAAACGAGCAACCCAAACCAUCCUUGCCAAAUGUUGUUGUUGAAGUCGGUUCGAUGGUUGGCCAUCUCGACUUUUCUACUGGCCGUAUUAUGCUCGAUCUGCUCAAUCGAGUACUGAAGGCCUUGGCAGAUGAACUUCAACAAGGAGAACAGCCAAUUCCAUCCCCAGAAGCUACACAUGACAAAGCUUCAGAUACCCUUGAGGUUACAGUCCAGCAUAUCGGCCUGGCGUGGCUAGAAACUAUGCCAGCUGAGUCGAUGUCCAAGGGACGCAACACGAGUUGCAUGCUUGACUUGAAACCAAAUGAUGCUCUUCUGAGAGUCAACCUCUCGGCACUUCGCACGACAAGUCGCAGCAGUGCUGGAACGACGCGCACAAAGCUGCAAAUUGAGAAAUUCGCUCUGACCUCCCUUGGUUCAGAUAUCAUCUCCUUCCGUAGUGCACGACCUCGGUCCAAACGCUCAGUUAGCAAUCUUUCGGAGCAACUCAACAACGACGUCGAGAUUGACUACGAGCAAGGUUCGGAAAAACGAGUUACUAUUGUCACGCGACCGAUCAAGUUUACCUUCGACGUUCAGCAACUCGAUGAUGCACUCAGCUCUUUUGGUGGAUUCAGUGGUGUCCUGGAACUCGGUAACUCGAUCAACUCGAACAACGCUUUCAAUAGCCCAAUCUUGUCUCCAGCACAACACAGACCACGCGGUGUGCAUUUCGGUGACUCACCAGCAGUCUCUGAACCACAAGUUAAAGCGUCGAGUAUGCCAAAGAUCCAAAUACAACUCGGUGAGGUGACGUUCCUGCUCAAAGGCCACAGUUGUGCUGUAAAUCUUCAGACGACGACUGUACGCAUUGCAGUCCGUCAAAGCAACGUCCGCCUGAAGGUAUCUGAAGUGCACAUAUCAGGGCCCUAUUUAGACGCAGCUCAGAAAGGCGCAUCCUUAUUGGUCGAUAUCCAGGGAACCACUGCGAAUUUUCUAUUCGCACCCGAAGAGACUGAUCUUGCAAGGCUGAUCUCCUUGAUCACCCCGUCAAAAGACCCAUACGAGAACAACGAAGACAUCUUGAUCGACACUUUACUCCGACAACGACGCAAAGGUUCCGUUCUGAGAGUUGAGGUCAGCAGCCUAGGCGUUCGAGUGUCUGACCUCGAACAGAUGCGCGCCUUCGAGGCGCUUGGAGCAGAGCUUGCUCGGUUGUCCAAAGUCACAAAAUACUUGCCAGAGGACGAUCGUCCUGGACUACUCACGCUGACAUCUGUGCGCCAAUUGGAUGUUGGUGUUGCGAUUAACGAAAAACUGGGCGAUAUUGCGGUUGCUGCGCAGAAUGCUUCUGUCGCACAUGUCGGCUUUCCUGCCUUGUUCGCGGUAGAAGUUGGCACUGCCUCGUUGAGACGAAAAGACGAGGUAUUGAUUCAUGAGGUAGUCAGGCUGCGGCCGCAAGACCAACUACCCAUGAUCAUGGUCAGGAUAGUUGGCGAUGAGCUGGAGCCUGUGGUUAAGGCAAAGCUUUUCAAUCUCUGUGCCGAGUACAGAGUAUCGACUGUUAUGGCCGCGCUUGGCAUCGGCGAGGAUGGCACGGUCGAAGACAUUGCUGUAGGCAUUGCAUCGAGCGUAGCAACCAUCACAAGGUCCAAGUCACCAAAACCCAUAAGCCGACAGUUGUCCCAAGCAAGCUCUCCCUCAGGCCCUAUUGGAAAGCCUUUACAAGUUGAUUUGCUGCUCAGAAGCUGCGCAAUUGGCCUGAACCCUCGGAAUAUAUCUUCCAAAGGUUUGUUCGUCUUGACUGAAGCUCACCUAGACGGCAAACAGGCGAAGGACGAUUACUCUGUAAAUUUAGAUCUGCGCAAAGCUUCGAUACACGCUAUCGACGACAUCGCCCGGUUAGAAGAGGAGCACGAAGAGGCAACAUCUCGCAGUACAACGCACGCGAAUCCUCAUUUGCAAGAGCUGAGCCGUAUGGGUUAUGUUUCGCUCAGCUCGAUCUCCGCCGCCAAGGUUCUUGUGAAUAUUGCAGGUGAUGGCAGAGAUGUACCGCAACUCGUCAACGUUGUGUUCAAGAAUGAACUCAUCGUGCUUGAGUCUUGCGCCGAUUCAACUCAGACGCUCAUCGAUGUUUUGAACGGUUUGCAGCCGCCAACUCCUCCAUCCACUGCUGAACGAUAUCGCACCGUGGUUCCGCUGCAAGAGAUGAUGGAAUCAUUUACGGGUGAUGCCAUGCCUGCUCAAACAGAAGCUGAAGAUGAUGACUUCAUGAGCAACGCAGACCUCGUCGAAGAUGAAGUACCCACGAACCUUGAGUUUGUAGGGAGCAUCUAUAGCCAAGAUUUGCCGACUAACGAAGAGAUGGGCGACAGUAUGCUAGAUGAAGACGACCUUGGGGCGUUAGCGACUUCACCUGUUGUACGAGAGCGAGGCGACCGAGGACUCCUUGAAAGCUUCCAGGAGCAGUACGAAGUGAACAAGGGCGAGGACGAUUUCGACUUCAGCACAGGCUACUUCAACGACUCAGACUCGGAACGCAAGGGCAAAGCUCGUAAAUGGGACUCAACGCAGAAUCAAUAUCACCUCACGAAUGAGUUCAAGACUCCAGACGCGCCUCUCACGGUUAGUGUCCGCGACGUGAAUAUUAUCUGGAACCUCUUCGAUGGGUAUGACUGGCCAAAGACCCGAAGCAUCAUCUCGCAAGCUGUGGACGAUGUUGAAGCCCGUGCCGAAGAGCGACGGCGGAAACCCAGAGACGAAGAUGAAGAUGACGACUUUGUUGAGGAAGACUUUCUCUUCAAUUCCGUCUGGAUUGGUGUCCCUAUCAAAGAGGAGAAGGGUACCCUCGCACGCCGCAUCAACCACGACAUCGAUGACCUUGUUAGCGAGACAGGCAGUUACGCUACUUCGACUGCUACCAGAUCAACUGGUGCAACCGCUCGCCCACGCAGUGAAACAACGUCUACUCGUCGUCGUCUGAAACUCGAGCGCAGCAAGCACAAGAAGAUCGCAUUUUCACUGAUGGGUGUUGCGGUUGACCUGGUUGUGUUCCCACCUGAUUCCGGUGAGACCCUGAACUCGAUCGAUGUGCGCGUUCAAGAUUUCGAGAUUUUCGAUCAUGUCCCAACCUCGACUUGGAAGAAGUUUAUUACAUGCGUGAUCCCACCCAGUCAACGAGAGUUGGAUCGGCCAAUGAUCAAUCUGAACCUCCUCACCGUCAAGCCUAUUACUGACCUUGCAGCUUCCGAGCUCGUUAUUAGAGUCUCCGUUCUUCCACUUCGUCUGCAUGUCGACCAAGAUGCUCUUGACUUUAUCACGCGCUUUUUUGAAUUCAAAAACGACUCGGACGAGACACCCACUGUACCCUCCGAACAGCCUUUUAUCCAACGUCUUGAAGUCAACGCCGUCCAGCUCAAGCUCGACUACAAACCUAAGCGUGUUGACUAUGGCGGGAUCCGCUCUGGCCACACCACCGAGUUCAUGAACUUCCUUAUACUCGACGGCUCAGACAUCACCCUCCGCCACGCCAUCGUCUACGGUAUAACUUCUUUCGAUAAGCUACACAAAACCCUCAACGAUGUCUGGAUGCCCGACGUACAACGCAAUCAAUUGCCUGGAGUUCUUUCGGGCCUCGCCGCUGUCCGUCCGCUUGUGAACGUCGGCUCCGGUGUUCGGGAUCUUGUAGUUGUGCCAAUGCGGGAGUACCAGAAAGAUGGCCGCAUAGUGCGAAGCUUGCAGAAAGGUGUCUACGCUUUUGCCAAAAACACUACCAGCGAAGUCGCCCGCCUUGGCGCGAAAGUCGCAAUAGGGACCCAAACUCUGCUCGAAGGCGCAGAAGCUUUCCUAAACCCGAACCAACCUACCUCUCCACACACAAGGUCUCCUCGCUCCCAGCACUUAGACUGGACAGGUUCUGACCCACCUUCGCCUAACGAAGAACCGCGCGCUGUAUCACACUAUGCAAACCAGCCUAUUGGUGUGCGCGCUGGCCUGCGCAGUGCAGCAAGACACCUGGAGCGCGACCUGCUGACUGCAAGGGAUGCCGUUAUUGCCAUUCCCGCCGAAGUCAUGGAGCAGGGUAGUGGUGUUGGUGUUGUAAGAGCACUGGCCAGACAUGCGCCAACUGUUAUUCUCAGGCCGGCGGUGGGCGCGACAAAGGCGUUGAGCAAUGCGUUGCUUGGCGUUGGGAAUGCUCUGGAUGAGACGAGUAGAAGGAAGAUUGAAGAUAAAUACAAGUCCUACUAA